Messenger RNA from Closterium sp. Naga37s-1, 2523 nucleotides. The record is from the annotation of a GenBank genome assembly. NCBI's taxonomy places the organism in Eukaryota, Viridiplantae, Streptophyta, Zygnematophyceae, Desmidiales, Closteriaceae.
AUGCUGUCCGACGAAAGUUCCAUCGGCGAAGGCGUCGCACGGCUGAAUCGAUGGCACCUGGGUCCCGGCACAUCAAGGGUACAGCAGCAGUCGCACGCGCCGCUGCACGCCUUCUACGUGGUGGGGCGGUCGCUGCGCGUGCUGUCGGUGUUCGCGGCGUACCGCUUCCUGGUGGAGUCGGACGUGUCGGUGCUGCUCUUCGCCUUCUUCUCGCUCCUCGGCGCCGCUGUCCUCUUCUUCCUCCUCCAACGGCCCUGGAAGGGCAAACGCCUCACCAACACCCAGUGGGGCAUCUCAGUGAUGAAUGGAGGCGUGCUGGCGCUCGCUGUUGUCACAUGGGCGUAUGGUCUGAAGCAGUGCGGCCCUCUAAGGUCUGUAAUGGCGGAGUACUCAGGAGCGGUGGUUGCCACCAUAUCCACCAUGAUAUUCGGCCGGCGAGGUCACCGCGUACUCAAGCUGUACGGCGCCAUUGCCAUGCUGGCUGCCUUCUACCUCCUCGCCUCGGGAAUCCCGCUGGGUCCCACUCUUCCGCCGGACUUCCCACCUCCUGCCAACCCCGUUCCCUUGGGCCUAGACAGCACCGCCGCCGCCACUGCCGCCAGCACAGCCGCCGACAGCACUGGCAGCAGCACAGGCAGCAGCAGCAAGGGAGGCGCAGCAGGGGCAGUGGGGGUUGGGGCGGCAGGAGGGGAGGGAGGUGCGGGGUUGUUGGCGUGGCAGGUUGCGCGGAUGUCAGGGAGUGGGAUGGUGGAAGCAGGUGGGGGGAAUCCGUUGACGGCUAUGCUGCUGCCUGUGGCUGCGGGAGUGCUCUUUGCACUGAGACGACUGCUUGCCCGGCUGGGAAAGUCGCAGCAAAAGAAGCGGUUGCAUGCCGUCACGGCAGUGUCCUCUGUAUUCUUCCUCCUGCCUAUCGCCAUCUUCCAGCUCAGCGGGGGAGCGCAAGCCUUGGACCUGGAGGCGGGGGGGCGGCCGAUGCAGGUGUAUGCGCUGGUGAUCCUGGCAGGGCUCGUGUUCUCCUUCUAUGUGGACACGCUGGCGGAAGACAAGCUGCGUAUCGGCCCGUCGUCACUGAAGCAUCUGCUGGUGACGAGUGUGGCGGUGGUGGCACUGCUACUCAUCUAUCGAAUGCACUUCAGCCCGCUCUCCUUCGUCCUCAUCGCCCUCCUCCUUGCUGCUGGUCUGCACUGGUCUACGGCCAUAGAGCGCAGCAAGUCAGCGGGGUCGCUGGCAGAGGAUGGGGUGGCAGCCAAGGAGAGGCGCAGAACUGCCGCCCUCGCCAUGCUGCAGGGAGCAAUGGACCACGUCAUGUCCGAUUCCAAGUCACGCCGCAUUGCGCUCUUUCUCCUCAUCAACGCAGCGUUUAUGAUCGUGGAGUUCUCCGUCGGUUUCCUUUCCAAUAGUCUGGGGCUCAUAUCGGACGCGUGCCACAUGCUCUUUGACUGUGCUGCGCUCGCCAUCGGCCUCUAUGCCUCCUACAUCUCCCGCCUCGACUCCCCUUCUAAGUUUGCCUAUGGCUACGGUCGCUUUGAGGUGUUAUCGGGCUUUGUGAAUGCGGUCUUCCUAGUGCUCAUCGCUGCACUCAUCGUCUUCGAGUCCAUUGAAAGAAUCCUGGACCCACCGGACAUAUCAACGGCGAACCUGCUGGCGGUGUCUGUGGGGGGCCUGGUGGUGAACAUGGCAUGCUCCAUAUUCAUAUCAGCGCUCAUCAUCAGCACUGUCGUCCCUCUGCUGCAACGUUGCCCCUCCACUCCCCCUUAUCUCCCCCUUCUCUCCACCCCACCACCACCAGGCGUGCUCCAUAUUCAUAUCAGCGCUCAUCAUCAGCACUGUCGUCCCUCUGCUGCAACGUUGCCCCUCCACUCCCCCUUAUCUCCCCCUUCUCUCCACCGCACCACCACCAGGCGUGCUCCAUAUUCAUAUCAGCACUCAUCAUCAGCACUGUCGUCCCUCUGCUGCAACGUUGCCCCUCCACUCCCCCUUAUCUCCCCCUUCUCUCCACCCCACCACCACCAGGCGUGCUCCAUAUUCAUAUCAGUGCUCAUCAUCAGCACUGUCGCGUGCUCCAUAUUCAUAUCAGCGCUCAUCAUCAGCACUGUCAUCCCUCUGCUGCAAAACUCCGCUGAAAUCAUUCUGCAAAGAGUUCCCCGGGCAGCUGAGCACCAGAUUUCAGCUGCCCUGAAGAAGAUUGAGUCGAUGGCAGGGGUGGUGGCGGUGCGGCAACGGCACUUCUGGUCCUUCACUCCCAAGAUGCUAGUGGGCUCAAUCCACGUGCUCAUCUCUCCAGAUAGCCUCAAAGAUAGGGCCAAAGACGGAGGUGCAGCGGCGCAUAACGGAGAUGCUUAUAGCGAGUACGGGGGCAAGCAGCAGCGGGUGGAGGCGGUUCAGCAGCUGCGGCAAUCGUUGAGGCGGCAGGUUUCGGAUGUAUUCCGGGUGGUUGGCAUCACACACGUAACGGUGGAGGUGGGUACUGAAAGAGCAUUCACGUGUGGCAUGUGCAUGUUUGAAAGGUUACAGCUGAGUUGA